GGGACCGCGGCGGAGGCUGGAGGUAGGCGUCGGGAUGCAGCGCCCCGGGCCCUUCAGCACCCUCUACGGGCGGGUCCUGGCCCCGCUGCCCGGGCGGGCCGGGGGCGCGGUCUCCGGUGGAGGCGGGAACAGCUGGGGCCUCCCGGGCUCGCACGUGCAGCUGCCAGGUCGUACACAGUCGGGGACCCGCGACUGUGCUGGAAGCACAAGUACCAGCGGCGGGGACUCCGACAGCGUCUGCCCGGCCCCCUCCAAGAUGUCCAAGGCCGAAGAGGCCAAGAAGCUGGCAGGCCGUGCGGCGGUGGAGAACCACGUGAGGAAUAACCAAGUGCUGGGAAUUGGAAGUGGUUCUACAAUUGUCCAUGCUGUGCAGCGAAUAGCUGAAAGAGUGAAGCAAGAGAAUCUGAACCUCAUCUGCAUCCCCACCUCCUUCCAGGCCCGUCAGCUCAUCCUGCAGUAUGGUUUAACGCUCAGUGAUCUGGAUCGACACCCAGAGAUUGACCUCGCCAUCGAUGGUGCUGAUGAAGUAGAUGCUGAUCUGAAUCUCAUCAAGGGUGGUGGAGGCUGCCUGACCCAGGAGAAGAUCGUGGCUGGCUAUGCCAGUCGCUUCAUCGUGAUCGCUGAUUUCAGGAAAGAUUCAAAGAACCUUGGGGAUCAGUGGCACAAGGGAAUCCCCAUUGAGGUCAUACCAAUGGCCUACGUCCCAGUGAGCCGAGCUGUGAGCCAGAAGUUUGGGGGUGCAGUUGAACUCCGAAUGGCUGUUAACAAGGCAGGUCCUGUGGUGACAGAUAAUGGGAAUUUUAUCUUGGAUUGGAAGUUUGACCGGGUACACAAAUGGAGUGAAGUGAACACAGCUAUCAAAAUGAUUCCAGGUGUGGUGGACACAGGUCUGUUCAUCAACAUGGCUGAGCGAGUUUACUUUGGGAUGCAGGAUGGUUCAGUGAACAUGAGGGAGAAGCCUUUCUCUUGACCCUGCAAGGAGCAGAGUGUGUUCAUCUUGAGCCCACAACCUAUGUGGACACACUUCUCCAGGAGCCUUUGCCUUAAUGUAUCUGUGCCAGGAUGAACAACUGGCAGGGUGAGGUGGGGGUGGGGGUGUUUAAAUCCAGUCUUCUCAAGUAUUGUUACUAAGUGUCUUUUUAAAAAGAGAAAUAUAAACAUAUAUUUUUACUAUUUAAAUAUUCAGUUUUUUUAUAAAGUAGAACUUGAUUUCAUGUUUUAUAUCAAACAUUUACCAAAAAAUGGGGUGGGUAGAGGGGACUGUCUUUAAAACCUUUGAUUUGAGCCUGCUGGUUAAGCUUCUGAAUAUUGGAUUUGCUGAGAAAUAACAAAUCAGAACUUUUUUUUUAAGCUGGUAGAAUGAAGGGCCCAGCUGGCAGUAAUCUCCUGAUGCCUUACUGGAAACCUUGUUUACUUGUCUGCCACUCUCUGUUUUGUUUCAGUUAGUUUUCAUUGUGAGCACGCACAAUACAGUACCUAGUUACAUAUUUGAUCUGGUUUACAAAAGUCUGCUGGGCAGAGCAGUGUGGUGUGGAGUGACUUGGAAUGUAAACUUACAGGGGAAAAAAUGUGGUCGUACUUUUGCUAAGAUCCGGGGGUUUCUCCAGAUGCCCACUGUUGGAAGCAGUUGGCCAGAAUGAUUGCCAGUACUGCCAAAGCACUGAUGUGAAAUGUGAAAUAUUUGUUUCUUUAAUGAUUUGUUGUUAAUUAUUUUUGUGUUUCUUUAUUAUUACUUGCAUGGUUUGACAUCAGAAAUUGUCACCUCUUUUUAUUGUUUGCAGAUUGGAAUAAAACUGUGUGGUGCCA
Molecule: messenger RNA, 1806 nt
Organism: Nycticebus coucang (slow loris)
Lineage: Eukaryota; Metazoa; Chordata; Mammalia; Primates; Lorisidae
Gene: RPIA
Product: ribose 5-phosphate isomerase A
Exons: 9
Coding region: 35-970 (311 amino acids)
Biological process (GO): D-ribose metabolic process; pentose-phosphate shunt, non-oxidative branch
Cellular component (GO): intracellular membrane-bounded organelle
Molecular function (GO): ribose-5-phosphate isomerase activity
Source: RefSeq, a predicted model, not a curated record